AGGGAAUUCCCAUGAAUUGCCCUGUCAGUGUUAUCAAAGUCAUACUGAAAGUUUAUCAAAGAGUUAGUGAUAGCAUUGCUCCAUGUUUAGUUCCUUGUUUAGUGGAGUGGCUAGCGUAAUACAACAGGCCAUGGGCAACCAUUACAGCGUGUUUGUACGGGCCCUCAAGAGAGGAGACGCGGCCGCAGCAGUGGAUAUGUACAACCGUAAGAAAAGUGUACGUGAGUCUAUUAAACCCAACGAGUUAAGUGGGGACACUCAAGCCAACACUAUACUCCAUCAUCUGGCUAAACUUAAUAUGAUCUCUGUCUACAAUGAGUUACUGUUAACUGGAAAUGCUAUACCGGACAUGAAGAAUAAUCAGAGAGAGAAUUGUCUCCACCUCAUCUGUCAGGGGCCUGGGAAACAAGCAGUGAAGGCGAACAUGCUCGGGGCUACUAUAGACGUGUUUGGGUUGCAUGGAAUGGACCUACACCAUGUACUCAGUGAGAAAGAUCAGGAUGGCAAUGCAGUGCUCCACCUAGCAGCACAGGCUGGACUGGAUGAUUGUGUUGAGCUGCUCAUUAUUAGAGGGGCUGACUUAUCAGCCACUAAUGAAGCCAAGGAGACUCCAGCUGACCUGGCUACCAAGGCUGGACACACUCAACUAGCUACCACCAUGGAGACAAAGAUGGUGUUUGAGGGAGAUGAUUUAACUGUCCCUGAGCCAGAGCUACCCUCAGAGCUAUCUGCUAACACUAAGGGGCUUAAGGACAAUGAAUUGCGGUCUAUGAAAGAUGCUCUCCUCAUAGAGACAGCUAACAUGCUUGGAGUGAGUCUGCUCACGGCACAAGUCCUCCUCAGAGAUCACGAUUGGUCCAAGGAGGGUUUGCUGGAAGCAUGGUUUGCUGAUGCAGCCGGUGUGUGUGAGCGCUCAGGUGUGGACCUGCCGCAAGUGUUGGGAGCACACCAACUAGAUGUGGAGUGUGUGGGCGGUGCUAGCAGUGAGGGUGUGCUCGAGUGUGAGGUGUGCUGCUUGGCCACGCCCCCUGAUGUAACCACCCCCUGUCAACAUCACUUCUGCAAGGACUGUUGGAAACAGUAUCUGGAGGAUAAGAUAGCGUCAGGUGAAAGUCACAGUAUCUCAUGCCCACAGUAUGCCUGCUACCAACCCGUCCCCCUGGGUGUUAUUGAACUCGUGGUGAGUCCGGAAAUGGCUAGAAAGUUUCUCUCAUUUGACAUCAAAGCUUUUGUGGACUCUAACCCCAACAUUCACUGGUGUCCACGUGCUGGGUGUGGUCAAGCUGUCUCUUUGACAACGGACCCUACAAUUCCUUCAUCACCAGACACAGAGGUCACUGUGCAGUGCGGCAAUAAUCACUACUUCUGCUGGGCUUGUAUGCGUGAUCCCCACGCCCCCGUGUCAUGUGAUAUAUGGAGCCAAUGGUUGCGUCAUGUUGAGGACAUGAGACCUCGUGUAGGAGAUACUACAGCAGCGGAAGCAGAUGAGGCAGCUUCCAGCAGGUGGUUGGCAGAUAGGAGCAAGCCUUGCCCCAAGUGCAGAUCUCCUAUAGAGAAGACUGAGGGAUGCAAUCACAUGUGCUGUAAGAAUUGUAAGCACGACUUUUGUUGGGUCUGUUUGGAUAAUUGGAAGUGCCAUAACUCCUCCACUGGCGGAUACUUUGAGUGUAACCGCUAUGAUGCUCAGAAGAAAGCCUCAUCACUGUUGGGCCAGAGACGAGAUAGUUACUAUGGCGACGCUAAAGAACUGGAAGCAGUCUCCAGAUUCCUGCAUUACUAUGAGCGCUACAAGGAGCACCUCAACAGCCUGGCACUUGAGGAGCCAUUUCUAGACAAGGCUAGGGAUAAGAUGGAGUUACUGGCUGCCUCCGUGCGAGGUCUUGAGGUGUCUGAUGACAUGACCUUUAUAGAGGAAGCUGUUAGAGAGCUACUCCACUGUCGACGUGUCCUCCAAGCUUCCUAUCCGUACUCUUAUUAUCUCAAGACACCAUAUCAGAGAAGAAGCUUUGAAGGUCUGCAAGGAUCGUUAGAGGCAGUCACAGAGAUGCUAGCUGAAGUAGUGGCUCGUCCUCACCUCAGGAAGCCACGCUCUGAGAUCAUCCGCCUCACACAUGAAGCACGCACGAAGAGAGGAUUUAUAUUAGACCACAAGCCCCACAAGCCAGCAAGAGUCCGACCAUUGGUAACCAUGGAUACCUCUGAUAGUGAUGAUGCAGCAGAGGAUACUGAUAUCACAACAUUCCUACGAAUGUUAGAGAGACAACCUAACACUACCAUUAAUAGUAACAAGGGGCGUGACAGGUCACAUGACACAUCACAUGCCGGGCAGAAGGAGGAGAAUGAACUGUUGCAAGCGUUGGAACUAUCAAGACAAGAGUUUGAGGCAGACAAGCAGUUACAAGAAGAUAUUGAGAAGGCAAAGGCUGAGAGUGUCGUUGUGGAGCCUCUGACCCCGGCACCUUUGACCCUUGAACCCUGUACUACUGACUGGCCUAUAACCCUUGAACCCUACACCCCACCCACUACUGACUGGCUCAGACUAGAUAAUGAUGAUUAUGAAACUCUCAGCUGGCCAGUACUGAGACUACAUACGCCCCCACACUCACCCCCUCACACUUCACACACCGCCCACGCAGAGUGGGGACCUGUGGUCAGUGAGGAAGGUGACCUGGACAUUGCCAUGGCGAUGUCUCUACAGCAACAGGAGGAGGGAGGUGAUGGAAUGAUGGAUAUCUCAGGACCUCAGUUAGUGGACUCUAAUAAACUAUCAGAUGGUGAAUGGUAUGGAGGGCUGCCCUCCGAGCUACAGCAUCUCAUGGACACACAUAGACCCGGGGAACAUGUCUAGGGAACUAUAUACAUAAUUGUGUGUGUGUGUUUGAAUCAUGCUUUCAAUGAGAGAAUACAUUGUUGACCAAAUGAUAA
This is a messenger RNA of Halichondria panicea, 2925 nucleotides long. RefSeq names its product ankyrin repeat and IBR domain-containing protein 1-like. Gene Ontology annotation, cellular component: cytoplasm; ubiquitin ligase complex. The record is from RefSeq and is a predicted model, not a curated record. Gene Ontology annotation, biological process: ubiquitin-dependent protein catabolic process; protein polyubiquitination; positive regulation of proteasomal ubiquitin-dependent protein catabolic process. The transcript has 12 exons. Bases 83 to 2848 code for a protein of 921 amino acids. Lineage: Eukaryota; Metazoa; Porifera; Demospongiae; Suberitida; Halichondriidae. Gene Ontology annotation, molecular function: ubiquitin conjugating enzyme binding; zinc ion binding; ubiquitin protein ligase activity.